Amphiprion ocellaris (clown anemonefish) is the source of this 12838-nucleotide messenger RNA. Its product is annotated as zinc finger protein 665-like. The coding region runs from base 361 to 1608 and encodes 415 amino acids. The transcript is spliced from 7 exons. Gene Ontology annotation, molecular function: DNA-binding transcription factor activity, RNA polymerase II-specific; RNA polymerase II cis-regulatory region sequence-specific DNA binding. The record is from RefSeq and is a predicted model, not a curated record. Gene Ontology annotation, cellular component: nucleus. NCBI's taxonomy places the organism in Eukaryota, Metazoa, Chordata, Actinopteri, Pomacentridae. Gene Ontology annotation, biological process: regulation of transcription by RNA polymerase II.
ACGCACUAAACCCUCGACGGUCGUACCAGGGCAGUUAGUUUCCUCUCCGGGAGCCGUUUCCUGUUGAACCUGGUGAAGAGUCGAACAUGUGUCCGUCGACAGAAGCAGCUUAAAGUCUGUGAGGUUGAGUUUGAGCAGCAGCGACGUGGAUUUGUGCAGGAAACAGGUGAAGACGGACUGCGAGCUGCUGCUGAGCCGCUUCCAGCAAACACAGUCCGUCCGCUUCGAGGUCUUCUCCGGCAUCUGGAGGGACGUGAACUUCUCACACAUCUUCUGGUGAUUGGCAGGAGGAGGAGGGUCUGACGGAGGAGCAGAGGAACGUUGUCAGACUUUUUGUCUGAGUUCAACAACGGAGGAAACAUGGAUUCUUCACAAGAAAAACGAAAAAACAGCAAUGGAGUCAGACGUCAGAACUCUGAGGAGGACAACGGUUCCCCAACAACAACAAACAGAGAUGAGUCCCUCAGUUGUGAGCAAUGUGGCAAGACUUUUAUCACAGCAACGAAGCUGAGAAGUCACCAACGUAGUCACACUGUGGGGAAACCGUUCAGCUGUGACCAGUGUGGGAAGACUUUUACUUACAAGAGUAAUUUAACAAGACAUCAGCUCAUUCACAGUGGAGUCAAACCAUUCAGCUGUGAUCAGUGUGGGAAGAGUUUUACUCAGGUGCAUCAUUUAAAAUACCAUCAACUCUCCCACAGUGGUGUUAAGCCAUUCAGCUGUGAUCAGUGUGGGAAGACUUUUACUCAUAAAGGUGGCUUAACAAAACAUCUACUCAUUCACAGUGGAAUUAGACCAUUCAGUUGUGAUCAGUGUGGGAAGACAUUUACUCAGGUGCAUCAUUUAAAAAACCAUCAACUCAUUCACAGUGGAUUUAAGCCAUUCAGUUGUGAUCAGUGUGGGAAGAGUUUUACUCAUAAAGGUGGCUUAACAAACCAUCAACUCAUUCACAGUGGAGUUGAACCAUUCAUCAGUGGUCAGUGUGGGAAGACUUUUGCUCGGAUGAGUCAUUUAAAAGCCCAUCAGCCCAACCUCAGCAGAGGUCAACCAUUCAGCUGUGAUCAGUGUGUGAAAACAUUUACUCCAAAUGAGCAGUUAUUGAUCCAUCAAUGUCCCCACUCUGGUAGAAAGCUGUACCACUGUGACUCCUGUGAAAAAACUUUCAAGCACCAACGGAGCCUAAAAUAUCACCAACGCAUCCACACUGGACAUGAUGUGUACAUAUGUGAUCACUGUGGCAAACCAUUUGUCCACUAUACACAGUUAAAAGCCCAUGAAGUGAUCCACACUGGGGUUAAACCGUACCACUGUGACCAGUGUGGGAAAGCUUUCAACUACAUUACCAACCUAAAAGUUCACCAACGUGUCCACACUGGGGAGAGACCAUACAGAUGUGAUGAGUGUAAUAAAACUUUUACAACUUCAAGUUCCCUGAAACAACAUCAAAAAAAGAUCCACACCAGGAAGAGAACAUUCAAUCAACGUCACAGUGAGCAGAGCAGCACAGAUGGACAAAACUCUCAGACUUGUCAGCACUCUGCCAAUGGUGAACAGUGCUGUUGUGACCAGUCUGGACCAACAUCCAACCAACAAGGAACCCUACAAUGACACCAGCAGAUGCACACUGGACACAAACUGAACCUCUGCCAAGAAGAUUUCUCCAUGCCAGGUUCAGUGAAAGUUCAUGAAGUCUCCCACAUGAUUCAUGGUGAUUGUAAUCUGGCUGUUUUGAAAAUAAUUUGCAAAGAAUACACUUUCGUUUCAAAGUGAAACCAGAUCUCCACAAAAUAAUAUAGUUUUUGUAGACAUAUCAUGUGGAAUGAGGGCUGCACAGUGGCUUGGUGGUUUGCACUUUCGCCUUGCAGCUAGAAGAUCGCCGGUUCACAUCAAGUUUGCAUGUUGUCCCUGUGCAUGCAGGGGUUUUCUCCAGGUAUUCUGGCUUCUUCUCACAGUCCAAAAACAUGUUGAGCUUAAUUGGUGAUUCCAAAUUGUCCAUCAGUGUGAAUGCAAGUGUGGUUGUUUGUCUCUCUAUGUAGCCCUGUGACAGACUGUCACCUGUCCAGGUGUCCCCUGCCUUCACCUUAAGUCAGCUGGGAUAGACUCCAACCCACCUGCAACCCUGAUGAGGAUUGAGCGGUGUAUAGAUGAUGGAUGGAUGUAGAAUGAAAGAGUGUCUUCAGAUGGAUCCCCAUCUGUGAUGUGACUCAGCUAAUUCAACACAGGAGCAGCCAGGUGGUGCUAGAAGUCACAGUAAAAUAAAGAUCAUCUGAGUGCGUUGAAUGUUUCUCAGUGGUUGUAGCAUAAAGACUCCUGUGUCUGGAAGGUUCAGUCACUGGUGGAUCAAUACUCCUGGAUAUAAAUACACCAUGGAGACUAAAGAACACUCCAAGAAACUCUGAGAAAAGGUUCCUGAAAAACAUCAGUCAGGAUACAAGAAAAAAUCCAUUUCACUAAAUCUUUCUUGGAGUCCAGUUAAAUCCAUCAUUAAGAAAUGGAAGGAAUAAUGAACAUGAGUAAAUCUGACUAGAGCAGGACGUCCUCAAAAACUGAGAGAUUGAAGAAAUAAGAGACUAAUGAGGGAGGCCACCAAGACACCUAUGACUCCUCUGAAGGAGUUCCAGCUUCAGCAGCUGAGAUGUUAGAGACUGUUCAUCCAACAACUGUUGUCUGUUCUUCACCACUCAAAGCUUUAUGGAGACAAAGAGAAAGACUCUGUUGGAAAAAGUUCACAUUAAAUCAGGACUAGAGUUCACCAGAAGACAUGUGGAGACUCUGAAGACACCUGAAGAAGGUUCUUUGGUUUGACUUUCUCUUUAUACUUUGCUGCUGUAGUGAGCAGACUGAAAAUCCUGGUUUGAGUUUCAUCACCAUGAACUUGCAUUGUUUUUUUUUUCAAAUGAAAUUGUGGCUUAUAUACUGUUAAAUUUUGUCUUGUUUGAUUGUUUUAAAUGAAUAUUCAUUAAAUUUUACUUCUGGUGUUUCAUUUAAAUCCACCUCCACUGGUCCUUUUUUAUCAUAUACUUUGGAUAUUUUAACUGGUAUCUAUAAAGUUUUAGCUCAAUGUAUCAAAUGCUUUCCUCAACAUUUAACAUAAAACAACUGUCCUUUGGUCCACUUUCAGCAGUUUUUUUGUACAUUUAACUUUGAGGCUGUUUGAACAACAUCUCAGAUGUCAUGACAUUUGUUCAGAAUCUACAAUAUUGUACAACUUGUCAUAUCUGCUCUGUCAGUUAUGAACAAAAAUACACAGACGACACCAUUGUUUACUGUAUUGCAGAUUCUGUACAGCUCGCUGUCAACAAUGUGCAACUUGCUUUUAAUCAGCUUCAAAAAUCUCUUUUCAAUCAUAAACUUCUUUUAAACGUAACAAAAACAAAGUACAUGCUGUUCUCCAGAGCCAGAAGUAUUAACGAUGAAACUUUGAAUUUGGUUACUGUAGAAGGCUCUAGAAUUGGAAGAGUCACUGAAUAUUAAUAUCUUGGUGUAUGGAUAGAUGAGGAUUUAACAUUCAAAUGCCACGCAAACAACCUUGUCACUAAAAUGCGACAAAAGAUCGUUUUUUUGUACAGAAACAAAUCCAGCUUUCCUUUAUUCUGUAGGAGAAGAGUUGUUGAAGCUGUUAUCUGUCAUUGAUUAUGGUGAUGUGAUUUACAGACAUGCUGCAGCUUCAGUUCUAAAGCCUUUGGAUGGUGUUUAUCACUCUGCUCUUAGCUUUAUUACUGGUGAUGGGUACAGAACUCAUCAUUGUGUUCUGUAUCAGAAGGCUGGUUGGCUUUCUCUGGAAGAGAGGCGCAACAAACAUUGCCUUUUAUAUAUCUUUAAGGCCCUGGUUGGAAAAUUACCACCUGACAUCUCAACCUUGUUAGAGUGGAAUGCUGGUAGCUAUACAACUCGCUCUACUGAUCUGUUACUUCCUUGAACACGUACUGAACUUGGUAGAACAAAUUUUUCUUCUCAUGCUCCAAGCUCAUGAAACAUCCUCCAAAACUCUAAAAAUUCAUGUUCUUCCUUCUCUUUCAGAGGUCAGAACUUUGAUUUCUAACCAUUGUCUUUCACAUUGCAACUGUUUCACCUGAUUUUAUUUUAUCUACCUUAUCGCUGAUGAGAUUAUUGUUCACAGUGAUUAUUCUGUACUUGUUCUAUUGUGCUGCGGUUUUAAAGUGUCCGUAAUCUCGACAGCAUUGGAAAUGAGGGAAACCUCAAUGUCCUUUCGAGAAUAAAUAAAAGGUUUGAGAUUCUUUGUUAAUCUUCAGUAAUGUAGAUUCUGAAUCAAUGACGUGAUGAGAAAUAAGAGUGAAAGUUUCAGGUUUUUAUCUUUAAUAGUUCCUGAGUUAUUGUUGUUCAAACAGCCUCAAAUUUGAAUGAAGGACAAAACCUGCAGACACUCGGUUUCCGUGUAUUUAUUAAAUUUAUUGAAUUAUUUUAAACACAGAAACGUCUCAAUACAUCAGUGUGUUUUUAUUUUAGAAAUAUUUUUAUAAAUAUUAAUAUUUCAUUGUAUCGUAGAUUUCAGGCCAGUCAGAGAUGAUGGAGCAGAAAUUAUCUCUUGGAGUCCAGUUUGUUGUUGUGCAAUGAUCGUUUCUGCGCAUGUGCGGCUCAUUUCGAGCCCAUUGGUUGAUGGAGACGUCGGCGGCUGAUGACGCACUAAACCCUCGACGGUCGUACCAGGGCAGUUAGUUUCCUCUCCGGGAGCCGUUUCCUGUUGAACCUGGUGAAGAGUCGAACAUGUGUCCGUCGACAGAAGCAGCUUAAAGUCUGUGAGGUUGAGUUUGAGCAGCAGCGACGUGGAUUUGUGCAGGAAACAGGUGAAGACGGACUGCGAGCUGCUGCUGAGCCGCUUCCAGCAAACACAGUCCGUCCGCUUCGAGGUCUUCUCCGGCAUCUGGAGGGACGUGAACUUCUCACACAUCUUCUGGUGAUUGGCAGGAGGAGGAGGGUCUGACGGAGGAGCAGAGGAACGUUGUCAGACUUUUUGUCUGAGUUCAACAACGGAGGAAACAUGGAUUCUUCACAAGAAAAACAUGAAAACAGCAAUGGAGUGAGACGUCAGAACUCUGAGGAUAACGACGGUUCCCCAACAACAACAAACAGAGAUGAAUCACUCAGUUGUGAGCAAUGUGGCAAGACUUUUAUCACACAAACCAAUCUAAGAAUUCACAAACGUAUUCACACUGUGGACAAACGGUUCAGUUGUGAUCAGUGUGAGAAGACUUUUACUGACAAGAGUAAUUUAACAGCACAUAAACUCCUUCACAGUGGAAUUAGACCAUUCAGCUGUGAUCAGUGUGGGAAGACCUUUACUCGGUUGCAUCAUUUAAAAGACCAUCAACUCUCCCACAGUGGAGUGAGACCAUUCAGCUGUGUUCAGUGUGGGAAGACUUUUUUUCGGAGGAGUGCCCUAAAAAUCCAUCAACUCAUUCACAGUGGAGUUAAACCAUUCAGUUGUGAUCAGUGUGGAAAGACUUUUACUCAGGUGCAUCAUUUAAAAGCCCAUCAAGUCACCCACAGUGGAGUGAGACCAUUCAGCUGUAAUCAGUGUGAAAAGACUUUUACUUACAAGAGUACUUUAAAAACUCAUCAACUCGUCCACAGCGGAGGUGAACCAUUCAGCUGUGAUCAGUGUGUGAAAACAUUUACUCCAAAUGAGCAGUUAUUGAUCCAUCAAUGUCCCCACUCUGGUAGAAAACUGUACCACUGUGACUCCUGUGAAAAAACUUUCAAGCACCAACAGAGCCUAAAAUCUCACCAACGCAUCCACACUGGACUUAAUGUGUACAUAUGUGAUCACUGUGGCAAACCAUUUGUCCAGUUCGCACAGUUAAAAGCCCAUGAAGUUACCCACACUGGGAUUAAACCGUACCACUGUGACCAGUGUGGAACAGGCUUCAACUACAUUGCCAACCUAAAAACUCACCAACGUGUCCACACUGGGGAGAGACCAUACAGAUGUGAUGAGUGUAAUAAGACUUUUACAACUUCGGGUUCCCUGAAACAACACCAACAGAUCCACACUAGAAAGAGAACUUUCAGUCACAGUGAGCAGAGCAGCACAGAUGGACAAAACUCUCAGACUUGUCAGCACUCUGCCAACGGUGAACAGUGCUGUUGUGACCAGUCUGGACCAACAUCCAACCAACAAGGAACCCUACAAUGACACCAGCAGAUGCACACUGGACACAAACUGAACCCCUGCCAAGAAGGUUUCCCCAUGUCGGUUUCAGUAAAAGUUCAUGAAGUCAGGGUCACUUGAUGGCGGCGAGGUGAUCACAGCGUUUUGGCCUGAGCUCUGCGCCACUUGGCUAUAUAAACUCAUUUAUCCUGUUUUCAACCAUACAUGGGAGUUAUUUUUAUUUUGAACGUUGCAUGUUAUGUCCUUAGAAUACUUUUUGCCACAGUCCUUUGAUAAUAUGGGAAGAACCUGAGCAGAUCAAGACAAGAAGGACGCACUCUCUGAAACCCGAAGAGGGCCGUCAACAUGGUGACCAGGCUGAUUCUGACAUCUCCGACAGACUGGAUCCAGCUCUUGCUAAGGCUCUCAGUCUCAUGACAACUAACAUGAAAAUGAUUGAUGAAAAACUUCGCCCUCUGGCCGUAACUAUUAACAAACAUGGUGCGGAGCUCCAGUCUGCUGGUAAUCGGCUCGACGAAUCAGAGGCUAGGCUGCUAGCUGUCAAAAAUACCGCCACUGUACACGAGCCCCGGAUUGCUGAGCUGAAAAAGCAGGUCAGUGCUUUGACAGAGAGGUUGGAUACGGUGGAGAACUACAGCAGACGCUUAAAUAUUCAGGUCAUUGGCCUGGCAGAAGAUGGUAAAUGGUCUGUAUUUAUAUAGUGCUUUACUAUACCUGAAACGAUACCCAAAGCACUUUACAUUAUACAUCACAUUCACCCAUUCACACACACGUUCACACACUGAUGGCGGAAGCUGCUAUGCUAGGCACUAACCACAACCCAUCAGGAGCAGUUAGGGGUUUGGUGUCUUGCUCAGGGACACUUGGACAUGAGUUCUCCAGGCCAGGAUCGAACCAACAACCCUCUGUUUACAAGACGGCCACUCACCCACAGAGGCACAGAGAAGGGGCAACCGGCGGAUUUCUUUGAGACGUGUCUGACCCAUGUCCUGAAGCUGACCACCAAAGCUGGGCGUAUUUAGCUCGAAAGAGCUCACUGCUCCCUCGCACCUAAACCAGAACCGAACAAAUGCCCGAGAUCGCUGCUGCUGCAGUUCCACACAUUGAGACAAACAGAGGAUGAUGGCAGCAGUGUGCAGACCCAGUCAAGAUGGCAGCUUAAUUUACAGCAGAUCCAGGCUGUCAUUGUUCAGUGAUUUCUCCUCGGCGGUGAUGAAGAGAUGCAAGGCGUACGAUGCAGUGAAACAGCAGCUGCGGGAGUGUGGGAUACCUUAUACCAUUCUAUUCCCCACCACUCUGCAGGUGACCCACGGAGACUCCAGAAAGAGAUUCACCAACCCAGGGCAAGUACAAGAUCACAUAGACUCCCUACCUGGAUGAUAUCACACCACGGUCUUCACACAGGUUGCUUCACCCCUGACACACCACAACCGUGGCAGUUUUUCCCUUUUUCUCUUUUUUUCUCUGUCAUUCACGCCAGUAAGUCUGGCUCAGUUCUCUUGAUGCCGGUUUGAACAUUUGAACAUUGUGGACAUCUCUGGUGAGUGGCGCGGCUGCUUGAGAUAUGUUUGUUUUCUGCCUUUUCACUGUUGUGGUACUGAAAGUUGUUUGUAUGGUAAACAGUCCCUGUUUCUUUGUGGAAAGACCCUUGGUCUGUUUUUUAUUUCACACACAGCAUUUGCUAUAUUUGUUCUUUCUAGUUUUCGUGUUUAGCUCAGGAUAUGUACAGGUAAUAUUCAAGGUGUACGCUGGUGUGGCAUGUCCAUCACGCAGGACGGGAGCUUUGACUGGGGCCUGGGUUGAUUAUCUCUUCAUUAUGAACAACAGUUUACAUGUCCAGUCUAAAUACUGUGCUGCUGGAACAUUCGGGGCCUUCGAAAACCAGCCAAGAGGUUAGCGAUCAUGUCAUAUCUUAAAAAAGAAGAUGUUUCUAUUGCUUUUCUACAGGAGACUCAUUUAGAGGACAAGGAUGUUACUAAGUUGCAGAGAGGCUGGGUAGGACAGGUUUUUGCAGCUUCCUAUUCUUCUGGCAGGGAUGUGGUUAUUCUGAGCAGUAAAAAACUUGCAUUCAGAUCCCUCACCUGGCUACUCCCCGACUUUCAUACAAAGGCAUUUGCUACAUUUUCUGAACUGUCAUCUGAUGAUUGCUUUGUGGGAGGGAACUGUCAUUUUAACCCUUUGCUGGAUUUACUCCCACCAGGUACAUCUCCCCCCUCUAGGCAAGCUAGAGUGCUAAAUUCCAUAUGACAUGAUAUUGGGGAUUCCGAUGUUUGGCGGGAACUCCACCCCACUAAUCUAGAAUUUAUGUCUUUUUCUGCCCCCCACAAAAGUGAUACAAGAAUUGAUUAUUUCUUUAUCCCCUCAUCAAAAAUGUUCUUGGCUUGGUCAUGUACUAUUGGCAGUGUCAUUCUAUCUGACCAAGCCCCUCUGUAUUUGGUCUACUCUCUUUCUGAGGACAGGGUUUUGUCUAGGUGCUGGAUGUUUCAAACAUCCCUUCUUAAAGAUGGAAAAUUCACCUCAUACUUUACCGCUGAAUUCAGGAUUUUUUACUCUGAGUUCCCUAUCUACAGAUAAGCCCUCUGUUCUUUGGGAAACAUGCAAAGCUUUUUCUCGGGGCCUCAUCAUUUCAUUUACAACAUCCAAAAGGCGUCAGAGAAAUGAACAAUGUAAACAUCGUGGGUCCACACUAGCUGAGUUAGAGAAACUUCAUGUUUCAACCCCAAGUCCAAAUUUAAUGAAGGAGCUGACUGCCACAUGCACCGCAUUGAAUACUCUUUUGACUCAGGACUCUGACUCUCCCUUAAAUUCACUAGACAAAGGCUCUAUGAGUUUGGGGAUAAACCUGGCAAAUUUCUGGCUAAUCUUGCUAAAACAGGCUGAUUUGGUUGGUGGGAGGGAGCACAAAAUUCCAUUAUAUGCAGAUGACGUUUGGAUGUUCCUGUCUCGUCCUGAAAUAUCUAUUCUGUGUCUGACUAAAUUGAUCUCCUCAUUCGGCGCCUUUUCUGGAUACAAACUCAACCUAGGAAAAUCCAAGGCUAUGCCACUGGGAAUGUCGAUGCCAGUCCUGAUUAUGGCAGAGCCUUUUCCUUUUCACUGGUCCCCCUCUGGUUUCACCUACUUGGGAGUGUAUAUCACACCUACAUAUGAGCAGAUGUAUAAAUCUAACUUUCAUUCACUUUUAGACACCAGGGGGUGUUCAACUAAAAUUCAAAGUGGUCCAGUCAGAGAAAAUGCAUUAAAGCAAAGGUCCGGAACAUCAUAAAGUCUAACUUCAAUUAGUGCGAUAUAUGAUGAUGUAACCUAGACGUUUUAUUAGCCUGUGCAUGUAAUCAAUAGCUGACCAUCAAAUCAAAUAAAUUCAGUACGGUUCAAAAACAUUUUGACAACAUUUACUAACAAAUGACUUUUGAUAUAACUGUACAUCUUAAAAUUAAGUGUAGAACUUGAAAAAAUAAUGACUGAACAACCCAAACCAGCUUAUAUACAUCUUUAACAAUACCUACAUCUCAAAAAAUGUAAACAAUUGUACACUUUUACAUUUUUUUUCCCUGUCUUGUUACUCCCCUUAUAUCCCUGCUGCUUAAUGGGAGAACUGAGCUGCAGUUGCCCUGCCACUACUUUUUGAAUUGUGUAUUUUGAAUUGUGGUCUGAAUGGUGUCAGGGUCGUUCUCAAACACAUUUGGAGCUCAUUGGUCAGUCUGGAACCAUAUUCAGUUUUGUCAUGUUUGUUAUGUUCAUAGUUGAGAAAGGUGCCUCCAGCUGUAUGUUGAGCCAAACAUGGUCAGCAUGUGCAGGACUAUUUCCCUCUCGGUGUCGCUUUAUUCAUUUUCCUUUUUUGUCUGUCUCUCAUCUCUCAACUGUUUUCUGAAUGCAGAGCUGUGAUGUUUAGCAGCUGCAAUGCAGAGACUUCAUUGGCUCAGUAGCGUCACGUGGGAUGGCUGAACUCGUACGUAAUUGGUCUGUGUGUUUCCUGAGCUGCUAACUAAUGCCAUAAACACUGGGAAAGCUGUGCCGGUCAAACAGAAGCAACCGGUCAAAUUUAAAAUCCUGUUACAAUUUACUGAUUACUUGUCCGGUCCAUAGAAGACGGCGUCUGGGUCCAGAUCAGGACCGCGGUCCGCCAGUUAGUGACCCCUGCCAUAAAGGCUGAUUUGGAUUGCUGGGCCCCUUUACUCCUCUCCUGACUGGGCAGAAUUGCUCUUAUUAAAAUGAACAUUCUGCCAAGAUUGCUGUGCCCAUUGCAAAUGAUCCCCUUUUAUUUUAUCAAACAGGAUUAUUAAGGUGCUGGAAGGCUGGUGAAGUGGUUUUAUCUGGAGCAAAAGGAAACCCAGACUCAAGAUGACACAACUCCAAAUGACUGGUUGUGAUGGUGGUUUAGGUGUUCCUAAUGUGAGACUAUAUCAGCUAGCAGCGCACCUACAGGUGAAACAAGAUCCAGCCUCCAUUUGGCUUGAUGUAGAAUCCUCUCAGUCCCAGUGUCUUCUGUUUAACCUUUUCUUUGUGAGUAAUUCUGAUGUGAUUAAGAAGCUCUGUAUUAAUGUCAUCACUUUAAGCACAGUUAAAGCUUGGAGAUGCAUUGGCAUCAUAGAGGGUCGUGUCCACCCAACAUCUCCUCUUGCUCCUGUUUUGGGUGGCCUGGACUUCCUGCCAGGCUGCCUAGACCAAGGAUUCAGAACUUGGCUCACCUGUGGGCUAACAAAGCUGGGAGACUUGUUUACUGGCCAGACUUUGCUCUCCUUUCAGCAGUUACAGCAGCGAUACGGCCUACACAAGAGUGAGUUUUUUAGAUAUCUACAAAUCAAACACAUUGUCAUAAAAGACACAACUCUGACAACUAAUAGUGCAGCCUCAUCUGUGGAAAGUGCCCUGUCUUCUCAGAUGUCUGGGAAUGUAUUAGUAUUUUCUACAAGGGUUAGGGUUAGUGUGAACAGAAUUUCUUUAAUAGUCCAAGUAAGUAUUUUUAAGUAUUAAAAAGUAUUAAAGUAUUAUUGAGAUUUAUGCUGCUGUUAUUUGUUUAGUCCAGACGAAAUGAUAGAAAUUCACAACUGUAAUUUUAUUUCAGGACUCGGUUAUUAAAUGUCAAAACAAACCAUGUGACUCUAAAAACUCAACAGCUUUACAAACUCUAAGAUUAAACUCUCCACAAGGAUCCAAAAUAAGUUGGACUUCUACAUGAGAGCUUUAAUUAUUCUUCAUCUACUUCCUGAAAAGUUUGGUCAAUAAAAAAGACAAAAACUAAUAUUUUCAGUUGAACUAAAGGCAGACUUUGGGAUUUUUCUGCUCACAUGUUGUGUUGUUGUAAACUUCCUCUUUCAAAUAAACAGCCUCCUAACCCCCUGGAAACCAGCGUUUGUCCUGUUUUUGUGUUGCUCCUCGGCAACCCUAGACAGCCGGGUCCUAAUGUUUUUUGAGCAACACACCAUACUAUGACGUUUUUACAAUGAUGGUUCUACUAUGGAACCAGUUUGACAUGUUCAGGUGUUCUUUGUGUGAAAACUCAGAGAUUUCAGGUAUCAGAAGGUGGUUUUCAACUUUCUUUGUUAACUUUCUGCUUCAACUUUAAACUAAAUUUCCUUCACUAACCCAGCCCUCUGGACUUCCAGGAAGCUGUGUUCCUAUUGGCUGUCCAGGUGGCUGCUUGGUGUUAUCAGGAACACCUGAGCAGCUCAGUGUCUUCCUGCUUUAUUUAGCUGCAGACAAACAUUUCCUCUGCUUCUGUUCACCACUGAACUGGGUUUGGCUCCAUUGCUUCAGUUUGUUCUUUAGGCGUUGGCUUGCAGCUUCCAGCAGUAAAAUCGUCUUUAAUGUGUUUAUUGGUGUGUUUUAGGGCUUUGUACUGGAUAGUUGUCUUGGUAAAUGUGGUUCUUUAGCCACAGUUAGCACAUGGUGCUAAUGUGUGCAGUGAUUAGUGGAUUUGAUACAGCUGAGUUGUGUCUUUAUCUUGGCUGUAGUGAGUCUUCAGAGGUUUUUGGUCAGACACAUUCUGUAUUCUUGUUUGAGAACCAGCGUUGGUUGUCCAGAAGGUAAGAGUUCCUGUCCUGAUUCUCUGUUCUCAGAGGUUCUCUGGUAGGCUGCAGGAGACUUUAGCGUUUGGGUUGUGCUAGUUUGGUUUUUGUAUGGUUUCAUUUGGACGACUAUCUUGAGGCUCCUCCAUGUGGUUUAGUGAGGUUUUCUGGAACAGUUCUACAAAGCAACCUGCAGCAGAAGAGACUUUGAGAGUUUUUAGGAAGUUCUGGAGAGCAGACUUUAGAGCAGCAGAAACAUUUGUCAGCAGUUUGAGCAGGAGAAGGUGAGCUUCAGAGUAGAAAUGAGACAGAAACCUUCUUGACCCGUGUGGUGAGGUCCUGUACCAAGAGUUUGAGCAGGUUGUGAAGAGUCUGUAGUUCUUUAGUCUGAAAGCACAAGAAGAGUCGACUCAUUAAAGGAGAAAACAGGAGAUAUUGUUGGUUCUUCUGUUGCUCUGCAGUUUCCUUAGACUGAAUAUCAAGUUUAUAUUUUAAAUGAUUUCCCAUGUGAGCCCAAGAAGACCUCAAUAAACUCCCUCCAUCCCCUGGACACAACACAUUUUAUUACCAUGUUAAAUCUUUUGUUAAAACAUAUUUUUGAGUUUUAAUCAUAGUUUUAGCAGUUUUUUCUCUUUGCUUGUUUAGUUUUGUAAUCUGUGUGAAAGGUGCUAAACAAAUAAAGUUGAAUUGAUAAACUGAAUAA